Messenger RNA from Salvia miltiorrhiza (redroot sage), 2220 nucleotides. Its product is annotated as F-box/LRR-repeat protein 10. Gene Ontology annotation, cellular component: SCF ubiquitin ligase complex. Bases 91 to 2076 code for a protein of 661 amino acids. Gene Ontology annotation, molecular function: protein binding. NCBI's taxonomy places the organism in Eukaryota, Viridiplantae, Streptophyta, Magnoliopsida, Lamiales, Lamiaceae. The transcript is spliced from 4 exons. The record is from RefSeq and is a predicted model, not a curated record. Gene Ontology annotation, biological process: SCF-dependent proteasomal ubiquitin-dependent protein catabolic process.
AAGCAUCAAACUGAACAGAACGGGACACCCCAUUCUUACAUUUCGUGCCCCCAUCAACUAACAACCCUUUCUUCCUCCGAGAGAGAGAGAAUGGCAGCUCCAUCCCGCAAUCCAAGGCCGGGAAUUCAGGGGCUGGAUCAACUCCCCGCAGCCCUAAUCGCGACGAUCAUGACGAAGCUCGACGUCCCCUCCAUCCUAUCACUGGCCUCCACGUGUAAGGCCUGCCGCUCCUGCGCCGCCGAAAUCCUCUCUUUCCUCCCCAAUUUCCAUCUCCCAGAUAUUGCGCCUUCGAUGGAUUUAUUGAGUCCGCUGCUGCCGCCGAGCAACCCCUACCUGCGUAGCUUGAAGGUGGAUUGCACGCGCCUCGACGAUUCGUCGCUAGGCUUUCUCCUCCACCCUUCGUUGCAGGAGCUCUGCCUCCGGAAUUGCGCUGAUUUCAGCGGCAGGCUUUUGUCUGAGCUCGGGCGCAGUUGCAAGGAUCUUAGGUUUCUCUAUUUAAGUUCCGUAGCAGAGAAAAGGGGAAGAUCAGUUGAUGUAUUGCAUCUAGAGGAAAUGCUCACUGGUUGCACUCAAUUGGAAACAUUGAUCCUGAUGUUUGAUGUCUCCAUAUUUCUGCGUCAUAGUUUUGCUCGUGUGUGGGCUCUGGCCUCGUCAAAACUCAUUUCUCUCGAGAUUGAGUAUAUUUCCUCAGUAAUGGUGACAGAACUGCUUAGCCCUGCUGUGGGACCCCACCAGUCAUCAAGUCAUCCCUGGCCAUCCAUAUUGCCUAAUUUGCAGAAGUUAUGCCUUUCUGUGGACUAUAUUACUGACACCAUGGUGAGCACGAUAUCUAAAUGUCUUGUCUCCUUGACCCACCUAGAUCUUCGAGAUAUACCCAUAAUGGAACCUAGAAUGGCGUUUGAUCUCACUAACAAUGGCCUUCAACAAAUUAAUGCGCAUGGUAAACUGAAACACCUUUGUCUGGUGAGAAGUCAAGAGAUUGCUCCUACAUUCUUCAAGCGAGUCAAUGAUCUCGGAAUCCUUCUUAUGGCUGAUAAAUGUUCGGCCAUGGAGAGCAUUUGUCUUGGUGGCUUUUGCCAGGUGACAGAUACGGGUUAUAAAACACUUCUGCAUUCCUGCUCCAAGUUAUAUAUUCUCAGGGUGUUUCAUGGAACUCAUCUUACCGACCUGGUUUUUCAUGACAUAGCUGCGACAUCCCGUUCAAUGACACACGUUAGCCUACGGUGGUGUAAUCUCUUGACAAAUUUGGCUGUCACACGCUUGGCAUCCAAUGCAGAUCUCUCCACUCUUGACUUGCGGGAUUGCAGAAACCUUGGAGACGAAGCUCUUCGAGCUAUCAGUACGCUUCCCAAGUUGAAGACUCUACUUCUUGAUGGUUGUGAUAUAACCGACACAGGUUUAUCCUUCUUAAGCAAAGGUGUGAUGAAUCGCCUGGUUUCGUUGUCUGUGAGAGGAUGCAAGAAACUUACAGACAGAUGCAUCUCUUCCCUUUUUGAUGGAAAUUCUAACCCAGAAUUGAGAGAAUUGGAUCUUUCAAAUCUUCCUAACCUCUCCGAUGCUGCUGUCCUUCUACUAGCAAGAAGCCGCAUCCCAAUAUCUGAGCUACGUAUGAGACAGUGCCCCCUCAUCGGUGACACUUCUGUCAUGGCACUAGCCUCGAUGCAGGUGGAUGAGAACGCGUGGUGUGGCAGUAGCUUGAGGUUGUUGGAUAUCUACAACUGUGGGCGCAUCACUCAACUUGCAUUCCGGUGGUUGAAGAAGCCGUAUUUCCCAAGAUUGAGAUGGUUGGGGGUGACGGGUACCAUGAACAGGGAUAUAGUCGAUGCUCUGGCAAGAAGCAGGCCGUAUAUGCACGUUACUACUCAGGGCGAGGAGCUAGGGAUGGAACAGUGGGAUAACAUGGAGGAUGCUCAUUUGCAAGACUACGACGACGUGGACGAGUUUGAGGAGUGGCUUCUGGGAGAAGAAGAGGAAGAAGAAGAAGAAGAAGAAGAAGAAGAAGAAGAAGAAGAAGAAGAGGAAGAAGAAGACAUGAGUGAUGCUGAGAUGGAAGAUGCUGUUGGACAUGAGCCGUGAUGGAUCUGUUUGAAUGAUUAUUGUUAGGUGAAUAAUCAACUUAUUCCUCAUGCUAACUAUUUAUCAACUUAUGCUCGUUUUGUAUUUGUAAGAUUAUGUGUGAAUAUUUAUUUUUGUGAUAAUUGUUGACAUUUGAGUUUAUAA